Molecule: messenger RNA, 1842 nt
Organism: Emericellopsis cladophorae
Lineage: Eukaryota; Fungi; Ascomycota; Sordariomycetes; Hypocreales; Bionectriaceae
Product: N-acetylglucosaminyl-phosphatidylinositol biosynthetic protein-like protein
Exons: 4
Coding region: 1-1842 (613 amino acids)
Biological process (GO): GPI anchor biosynthetic process
Cellular component (GO): endoplasmic reticulum; membrane
Source: RefSeq, a predicted model, not a curated record
AUGUACAAUCGACCGCGACCCAAAGGGAUGCAAUACAUCUCUCUUGACCCGAUUGCGCUGGCUCUGGACUACGAGGGCUCGGAUACUCGCCACACGAAGAUAGCCGGCCCAGACAGUGCGGAGGAAAAGCAGGAGAGGCAAGCGCAGGAACAGAGACAAAAGCUUGUUGAGAAGCUGAAACAACACACGAUCGUCAAGAGGAUACCCUCAGCGCGGGACAAGGCGCUCUCCAAGAUCGUCAAUCAGGUCAAUUGGUCUUGGGAGCUGGAGCAGACUUUGCAGAAGAACGUAGGCCGUCUUGGGCCAAGACCGAAGCGCAGCUUGAGCGUUUCACAGCAAGUUGUGGAAUCGGCCGCGACAAUGCGCAAUUAUGUGUUGCAGCAGCUUCUCGAAAUAUUCACACUCUAUCUGUUCCCCACGAUUCGGCAGAUCUUUGUCAUUCUCCUGACGCUGCACCGUCUGGUUGCCGAGGCCUUGCUCGUUCUCCUGGAAUUCCGGACCAAGCCUGGACGUCCAGCACUCAAGGAUGUAUCCGCGACGGCCCAACAGAUUGAGAUCCGGCUACAACAAUUCUGCUACUGGCCAAUGCAGUACGUCAAGCUUCGAGAACGAAAAAGUAAUUGGGCGAGCAUCAACACGAGCCAUCCUGACUACAUUCGCUUCUACAAUAGCUUGUGGCUCGUCGCCAACGACGUCAUCAUAGGACUGGCGCUCGGAUCCUACAUUAUAGAUCAUGCGGAUUUCGUGGCGUCGGCUGUGGAAGGUCUGCUCAAGACUUACACAGUGGAUGCUUUACAAAGCAGCAUAUUGUGGCUGACAGGCUGGCCUGCUGGUUUGAAGCUGAACGACGAAUUGGCGGCUUUCCUUGGCGAUCUGUUUCUCUGGGUCAUUGACUACUGGGCUGACUGCGUCGAGACUUUGGGUCCCUUGUUGCCCAAGAUCGUCUGGUUCAUCGGCUUCUCUUCGUUCGCUGGCGCCAGCAUGCCGAUUGCCAUGGUGUCUGACAUGCUGUCCGCCUUGACAGUUCAUAUCUAUUCCUUCUACCUCGCCUCCGCUCGCAUCUAUCAUUGGCAGCUUAUCAUACUGCAAUCGCUCUUCCACCUCUUUCGCGGUAAGAAGCACAACGUCUUACGCAACCGCAUUGAUUCUUGCGACUACGACUUGGACCAACUCCUUGUCGGCACCAUCUUGUUCACACUGCUCUUCUUCCUGCUGCCGACCGUGGUUGUUUUUUACCUGAACUUCGCGGUUGCGCGAAUGAUCAUCAUAUCAUUGAAGGCUGUGUUUGACACGAUGCUAUCUUGUUUGAAUCAUUUCCCCUUGUUUGCACUAAUGCUUCGCCUCAAAGACCCGCGUCGUCUGCCGGGAGGCAUUCGCUUCGAACUUCGAGAUACCCUUGUCGCAACAACCACGACCGGGACGGCGACUGAACCCCCGACGUCGGUCAUAUAUCUCAAGUCCGUCCCAUUGUCCUUCACAGCCAUGUUCAACCAGUACUUCCAGAUGGCGCACCGCAUUCGAAAGCACUAUUUGUCACCUAGUGUUCUGCUUUGCCUUUUGACAGGGCGGUUUGUUCCGCCAAUCGACCGACGCAACCUGUACAGCCUUCAGUAUAGCAUGCUGCCUGCGAAGAGAGCUACCGUGGGCGAGAUGUGGAAAGCCCUCAAAGUGGAGAAGAAGACACCUAUCGCAACGCAGUAUCCAGUGCUUCCAAAGCUGCCAACUCUACCUAGCAAAAGGAUGGCUUACAUCACGAACGUCUGGUAUGCCAAUGGCAACAACAAGUCUUUGAGCGUCAAUUGGUCAAAGCACUUCAAGAGCAGGGGGAACAACUUGACUUGA